Messenger RNA from Selaginella moellendorffii, 964 nucleotides. Its product is annotated as B2 protein. The transcript has 5 exons. Gene Ontology annotation, biological process: response to endoplasmic reticulum stress. The record is from RefSeq and is a predicted model, not a curated record. Lineage: Eukaryota; Viridiplantae; Streptophyta; Lycopodiopsida; Selaginellales; Selaginellaceae. The coding region runs from base 15 to 893 and encodes 292 amino acids.
GAUUUCCUCCUUAAAUGUUGAGCGUUUAUCACAUAGCAACGCUGGCGAUUUGGGGGAGCCCGAUCUGGUGCAUGGACGAGGAGGGCAAGUGGAACUUCCAGCAAUUUGUGACGCAGCAGCAAAAUCACCACCACCACCAUCGCCAUCCUCCGAAUCCUCCGAUCCAGCAAAACCAUCCUCCAAGCCAUCCAAAUCAGUCGCAGCAGCCACAGCCCACCAGCGCUAGCGGCGCUUCGGACAAUGCAGCAGCCACCAGGAGCUCUGGUUCCACUUCCAGUUCCAAGCGAUCGGCAAGAUCCAAGAACGCGAGCGGCAGCCACGAAGAUCACCACAAGCAAAUGAGCAGCAGCGCGGUGGAGUCGGCCAAGACCGGGGAGGCUGCCUCGAUCCAGCAACAGCAGCAGCAGCAGCAAGGCUCGCAAAACAGUCAGGACAAACGCUUCAAGACACUUCCUCCAUCCGAGACGCUUCCCCGGAGCGAGGUCCUCGGUGGGUAUAUCUUCGUGUGCAACAACGAUACCAUGCAAGAAGAUCUCAAGCGCCAACUCUUCGGCCUUCCCCAAAGAUACCGUGACUCGGUGAGAGCAAUCCAGCCGGGGCUGCCAUUGUUUCUAUACAAUUACUCCACGCAUCAGCUUCAUGGGAUUUACGAGGCAACAAGUUUUGGAGGCUCCAACAUCGAUGCAACUGCGUGGGAGGACAAGAAGUGCCGCGGAGAGUCGAGAUUCCCAGCUCAGGUAAGAACGAGAGUGCGAAAGGCCUGUAAAGCUCUGGAGGAGGAUGCGUUUCGGCCCAUACUCCAUCACUACGACGGCCCAAAGUUUCGCUUGCAGCUCUCGGUGCCAGAGACUUUGAAGCUGCUGGAUUUGUUUGAAGAAGCCAGGACGGAGUAAAGAAAGGAGAGUAUGUAAAGAUGAGUCAUUUAGAAAAAUUCAAGUAUAUUCUAGGAUAAUGGUUUACAAUA